Molecule: messenger RNA, 5221 nt
Organism: Coregonus clupeaformis (lake whitefish)
Lineage: Eukaryota; Metazoa; Chordata; Actinopteri; Salmoniformes; Salmonidae
Product: mitogen-activated protein kinase-binding protein 1
Exons: 31
Coding region: 194-4429 (1411 amino acids)
Molecular function (GO): protein binding
Source: RefSeq, a predicted model, not a curated record
ACAGUACACCCGUCACGGUAGUUUAACACUUCUCUAACCUACUCAAGAGAUUAAAGUUGUACACAAGCCUAUGUCACUAAAGUUUACUCAGCUGCAAAAAAUAUUACUUGGUGAUGCAAGCGCGUAUGUAUCCUAAAGAAGGAUUUCACCGUUCAAACAACUUUUAACGUAAGACAUUUAUCGGGAUAUCAAGAUGACAGACGGGCACGGGUCAACAAUAAAAAGUCGGAUAAAGAACAUGCUGCGGAAGAAUCGGAAAGAAAACCUUGCGGACAAGGUGACUUUGGAGAGGGUCCUGGGAAUCAAAGCCUCUAGCAACAGUGGUCUGGCCUGUGACCCCCACUCUGGUCUUGUGGCCUAUCCUGCUGGCUGUGUGGUGGUUCUGCUGAACCCCAAGAAGAACAGACAGCACCACAUCCUCAAUACAUCCAGGAAAACUAUCACAGCUCUGUCCUUCUCUCCAGAUGGCAAAUGCUUGGUCACAGGAGAGUCGGGUCACCUGCCGGCGGUGCGUGUUUGGGAGGUCUGUGAGCGUCGGCAGCUGGCAGAGCUGCAGGAACAUAAGUAUGGCGUGUCCUGUGUGGCCUUCUCUCCCAACAGUAAAUAUAUCGUCAGCGUGGGCUACCAGCACGACAUGAUGGUCCACGUCUGGGCAUGGAAGAAGAACACAGUAAUUGCUGCUAACAAGGUGUCCAGUAAGGUGACAGCAGUGUCCUUCUCUGAGGACAGCUCCUACUUUGUGACAGCAGGGAACAGACACGUCAAGUUCUGGUACCUGGACCACUCCAAAUCUAUCAAGGCCAGUACUCCUGUCCCUCUGCUGGGGCGCUCUGGGCUCUUGGGGGAGCUGAGGAACAACUUAUUUUGUGACGUGGCUUGUGGGCGUGGCUCUAAGGCCGAAAGCACCUUCUGUAUCACCUCCUCCGGCCUGCUCUGUGAAUUCAACACCAAGAGGAUGCUGGACAAGUGGGUGGACCUACGGACCAGUGUGGCCAGGUCUCUGUGUGUAUCAGAGGAGCUGAUCUUCUGUGGCUGUGCUAAUGGGAUGGUGCGAGCCUUCAGCCCUGCUGACCUGGGGUUCAUCUGUACCCUGCCAAGACCACACCACCUUGGCACUGACGUGUCCAGCUUCACACAGGCCAGCCACCUGUUCACAAACAAGAUGGCCGCCCACUACCCUGACUCUGUGGCGGUGACCUAUGACCCGGUCAGUCAUUGGUUGAGCUGUGUGUAUAACGACCACAGCCUGUAUGUGUGGGACGUCAGGGACCUCCACAGGGUAGGCAAGGUGCACUCUGCCCUCUACCACGCCGCCUGUGUCUGGGACCUACAGAUGGUCCCAGAGGCCCCAGAGUCUGGUCUGUCUUCUGGAGAGUUCCUCAGCUGUUCAGCAGACAACACUGUCAGACUGUGGACUACAGAGAGGCAGGGACACACUCAUACACAGAAUGUUCUCAGUAAGGACCUGUUGAAGGUGAUCUAUAUGGAUGGAAACACCGCCACCCUGGUGGAAACAGAGGGAAGUGUGUCAGUUAGCACAGAGAAGACAGACGGACAGACAGCAGAGACCAGGACAGGCAUUAGGACCAUCUGUGUCAGCCCCGAUGGGAAACACCUGGCGUCUGGAGACCGCAACGGGAUGCUGAGGGUUCAUGACCUCAGCAGUAUGGCAGAGAUUCAGAAGGUGGAAGCCCAUGACUCAGAGAUCCUGUGUCUGGAAUACUCUAAACCAGAGACAGGUCUGAAGCUGUUAGCCACCGCUAGCCGCGACCGUCUGAUCCACGUCCUGGAUGCUGAGAAAGACUACGGCCUAGUCCAGACCCUGGACGAACACUCUUCAUCCAUCACCGCCGUCCGAUUCGCUGCCAAUGACAACACGGUGAGGAUGAUCAGCUGUGGAGCAGACAAGAGCAUCUACUUCCGUACGGCUCACAGGACAGACGGAGGUACAGAGUUCAGGCGUACUCACCAUGUGGUGAGAAAGACCACUCUGUAUGACAUGGAUGUAGAGCCCAGCUGUAAGUAUGCUGCUGUGGGCUGCCAGGACCGAUGCAUCAGGAUCUUCAACAUCAGCAGUGGGAAACAGAAGAAACUCUACAAGGGUUCACAGACUGAGGAUGGCAGCCUGCUUAAGGUGCAGACUGAUCCGUCUGGUCAGUACGUUGCCACCAGCUGCUCUGAUAAGAACAUCAGCAUAUUUGACUUCCGCUCUGGAGUGUGUGUGGCCACCAUGUUCGGACACUCUGAGAUAGUGACUGGGAUGAAGUUCACCAACGACUGUAAACAUCUCAUCUCUGUGUCUGGGGACAGCUGUAUCUUUGUAUGGCGUCUGGCUCCAGAGCUGACCAUGAGUAUGAGAGAACGUCUCAGACGAACCCCCCUAACACCACCUUGCAACACCUCCACACUCAGGCGUGAGGUGUACAGUGCACCGGAUCUUGGUCUGAUGUCAUCAGAGAGUGACCGUGAGGUGGAGGAGCCAGAGGAGAGGGACGAUCCCUGUGACCUGGAACAGAUCACAGGAAACAGUAACACCUCCUCAGGGAGUAGCCAUGACGAUGACGCAGGUGCCUCAGAUGAAGGACAGGACUGGGAAUCUAAGAAGGCCCUAGACAGCCCUCUGGCCCCUGAGCCCUCCAGUCGGCCCCGGCGUCGCUGGUCCUGUCGUAUGGGCUCUCUGGAACUCAUGGUCAAGUCUAUGCUGGACCUGAGACAGCUAGAGGCCUUCUCCAUCACCGGCUCCUCUCACAAGAAAGGCCCUGCCUCCCGGCUCAAAGCGAGAGACGCAGGGAGCACCUCCAGCCUGCAGGGGACCUCGCUGGACUUGGAGGAGCGGGUUAAGAGACGUCAACCUCAACCCCACUAUGCUGCCUGGCUGACCCCUAACGCCAACCCUAACCCUGAGUCUGACCUGGGCUCCCAGGGGUCUGAUGGACGUGUGCUGUACCCCGAGGGGAGCGAUUACGCUGCCAGCCGACGGGGCAGUGAUUACCUGAUGAAGGAGUCGCCCCGCGGCCUGGGUAGGGGGAACCGUGAGCCGGAGAGCCAGGACAGCCAGAGCCCAGACAGUGCCUGUUCUGUGGGCUACGGGAGUAGAGAGCUUACUCCUGACCCGGAUCAUGGAGACUCUGAGGGCACAGCAGAGCCUCUAAGCUCAGACGAGGACAGUUCUGACCUGGAGGACGAAGAGGAUGAGGAGGAGGAGGAGAGGAAGAUGGAAAGUUCUAGUAUGGAUGAGGCGAUGAGGAAGGUCUCUGACCCACUAGAGGACAGUCACCAUGAGGCCUUCCUCAGACAGCACUUUGAAACACUGGCUGAGCCCAGCAAUAUGGAAGAGCGCAGUAGAGCUCCCAGCAUCAGUAUGUCAGCACGAUUCCUGGCCAGAGGCUCCAACAACAGGAGAAUCCCUCUGUUUUCCAAAGCUCAUGAGAGGGAGCAGGGGCCCUUGGUGUCCAAGGUGAGGCCCCUGAUGGAGGAGAGCCAGGGAAAGGGCCACGAAGACAGGGAGAGGCCCAUGACCCCUGGGAGAGGGCAGGAGGGGACAAAGCUGGAGGUGUGUGCUCCAGAGAGGGGCACCGUGCUGCGUUCCCACCCCCAGAAGAAGAGGCCUCUUGGGGCUCAUCUGUGGAGGAUGUCAAGCCCCCUGGCCAGAGCUCCAGCCCUGCUGGACAGAGCAGCUGGACUACAGAAGUCCCAGUCUGUACAGAACCUGGCGACAGAGGUCUCGCCCAAUCCCAGCUUGGCGUUGCCCCUGAGCGUCCAGCCCUCCCGCAUUCCCCUGCCCAUCAAACAGCCACUCAGCCCUCGGUGCAGCCUCUGCCCGGAGACCAAACCUCAACCUGAUUGGUCUGUUUCCUCUACAGGAGACCUUGCCCUCAGGAAACAACACCAAACCUUCAGCAAACGCCUCUCCCUGACUACGGCCCAGAUGCAAGGGCUUCUGGGUAACGUCCAGCUGCUGUCCAUCUCACCUACCUCACUUCCUGUAAAGCAGGAAGGAACCGUGAACUCAGAGAGUGCUCCAGAUUUGGAGGAGGCGGUGUGUAGAGAGCCCCUUCUAGUGUCUGUCCAGGCCAACACCUUGACCUCCGACCCCCAGCCAGAGCCCCCUGUCACUGUGGAAACCUGUAGACAGGCUAUAACAGAGCUGCACAACAGUGUGAGGAGAGCCACCCAGCUCUAUACUACGGUGCUGAGCUGUGGGUCAGAGCUCAAUGCAGAGCAGCAGGAGAUGGAGACGGUUCUGGCUGAUGCUCUGGGAACACUGAAGACUGAACUAGACUCCCUACCUCACCCUGUACAUAGAAGCGAAGGGCUCAGGGGGGAGGUAGGGGUCAAAGGUGAGGGGGACAGGACAUUGGCUCUCCUGCGGCAGUAUUCUGAGCUCAUAUUAAAGUCAGUGGAGAAGAGACUGGACAACAAGAUCUAAAAAGGAUACAUACACAGAAGACGCAUACAACCAGACAUGCAUAUGAAUGAAAUGCAUAUUACACAUAUUAAAAUACACACAGACAGGAAGCGCACAAUAAUCAACAAAUCGUAACUAUGAGAACCAGACACUUCCUCAUAGAAAAGUUAAUACAAUUGCAAAAAAUUAAUAAAUAGAGUGAAGACGGACAAAUUAAUUAAGAAUUAAUUACAUUUAAGAUUCUCGUGUGCUUUUUUAAAUUUCUCCUGUGUAUUUCUUUUAUAUGACUCAGUAUUACUGCAAUGUUGAGGAAGAGCUUGUAAGCAAUCGUUUCACUGAACUUUUUACACCUGCUUUAUCCUGUGCACUUGACAAAUAAACUCUGAUUUGAUUUUGAUUUGAUUUUGAAUGGAUGGAGGGAGUAAUGAAGGUAGGAAAAAUGAAUGAAUGCUGGGACUGCACUGUGGGCAAAUGUGAUGUACUAUCCACUGUUGAAGAAAAUGGAGUGACAAUAAAUCCUUUAUGCCUGUUUUAUCCUUUUAACUGUGAAUUCUCCAAAUGUUUUUUAGCUUGCACAGCAAGGGUAGACAUGUUUACAUUCACUGUAAUUGUGCGAUGGUACUGUGACUUUUCUCAAUGAUCGUACUGUUUGUCUUACUCUGCAUGUUUUGGAAUCUAUGCUUAAUGUCUCUAUUUCCCCUGAUUUUACUGAGAGUGUUAUGUGUGGAUGUGAUUUGUUUGUGUGCAUUGAGUUGACUGUCAAGCCUGUCUUGAUAUUGCAGUUGUGUGAGAGGUCGGAUUCAAUAAAGUAUU